Molecule: messenger RNA, 5433 nt
Organism: Oncorhynchus kisutch (coho salmon)
Lineage: Eukaryota; Metazoa; Chordata; Actinopteri; Salmoniformes; Salmonidae
Product: glutamate receptor ionotropic, kainate 5-like
Biological process (GO): monoatomic ion transport
Cellular component (GO): membrane
Molecular function (GO): signaling receptor activity; ligand-gated monoatomic ion channel activity
Source: RefSeq, a predicted model, not a curated record
AUGGCUGCGAUCCUGGAUGACCAGUCAGUGUGUGGGCGUGGGGAGCGGCUGGCUCUGGCCCUGGCCAGGGAGAACAUCAACAGUGUGAUGGAAGGAGGGGCUAGAGCCCGUGUGGAGGUGGACAUAUUCGAACUGCAGAGGGACUCCCAGUAUGAGACCACUGACACCAUGUGCCAGAUUCUACCUAAAGGAGUGGUGUCUGUGAUAGGCCCUGCCAACAGCCCUGCUUCUGGCUCUACUGUCAGUCAUAUAUGUGGAGAGAAGGAGAUCCCACAUGUAAAGAUAGGUCCAGAGGAGACUCCCAGGUUGCCCUACCUGCGUUUUGCCUCGGUCAGUCUGUACCCUAGCAACGAGGACCUGAGCCUGGCCGUGUCAGCCAUCCUACGAUCCUUCAGCUACCCCUCAGCCAGCCUGGUCUGCGCCAAGGCCGAGUGCCUUCUGCGAUUGGAGGAGCUAGUGCGGCGCUUCCUGAUCUCCAGGGAGACCCUGUCAAUCAGGAUGCUGGAUGACAGCCUGGAUCCCACCCCUCUGCUGAAGGAGAUACGAGAUGACAAGGUGGCCACCAUCAUCAUCGACGCCAACGCCUCCAUCUCCUACCUCAUCCUUAAAAAGGCGUCAGAGUUGGGAAUGACAUCAGCGUUUUAUAAGUACAUCCUCACCACCAUGGACUUCCCCCUGCUGAGGCUGGAUGACAUAGUCGAUGACCAGUCCAACAUCAUAGGGUUCUCCAUGUUCAACACCACCCAUCCAUUCUACCUGGAGUUCAUCAGGAGUCUCAACCUGUCCUGGAGGGAGGGCUGUGAUCUCAUCUACCCCGGGCCUGCGUUGUCGUCAGCCUUGAUGUUUGACGCGGUGCACGUUGUGGUGGGGGCGGUGAGGGAGCUCAACAGGAGUCAGGAGAUUGGAGUCAAACCUCUCAGCUGCACCUCUCCUCAGAUCUGGCAACACGGCACCAGCCUCAUGAACUACCUACGCAUGGUGGAGUAUGAUGGUCUGACAGGCCAUGUGGAGUUCAACAGUAAAGGACAGAGAACCAACUACACACUGAGGAUUCUGGAGAAACAGCGCAGGGGUCACAGAGAGAUUGGUAUCUGGUACUCCAACAACACACUGGCUAUGAACGCCACCAGUCUGGACAUCAACGUCUCGGAAACACUGGCCAACAAGACCCUCAUCGUCACCACCAUACUGGAGAGCCCCUAUGUGAUGCGUAAGGGGAACUACCAGGAGUACCAGGGGAAUGACCAGUAUGAGGGCUUCUGUGUGGACAUGUUGAGAGAGCUGGCAGACAUCUUGAAGUGCUCCUUUAGGAUUAAACUGGUGGAUGAUGGGCUGUAUGGAGCGCCUGAACCCAACGGGUCCUGGACCGGCAUGGUGGGAGAGCUCAUCAACAGGAAAGCAGACUUGGCAGUAGCAGGCUUCACCAUCACGUCUGAGAGGGAGAAAGUCAUAGACUUCUCCAAGCCCUUCAUGACGCUAGGAAUCAGCAUCUUGUACAGAGUCCACCUGGGGAGGAAACCGGGGUAUUUCUCCUUCCUGGACCCCUUCUCUCCGGCUGUUUGGCUCUUCAUGCUGCUCGCCUACCUGGCUGUCAGCUGUGUGCUCUUCCUGGCUGCAAGGUUGAGUCCCUAUGAGUGGUACAACCCCCACCCGUGUCUGCAGGGGCACAAGGACAUGCUGGAGAACCAGUACACCCUAGGGAACAGCCUGUGGUUCCCUGUUGGAGGCUUCAUGCAGCAGGGCUCUGAGAUCAUGCCCCGUGCCCUGUCCACACGCUGCGUCUCAGGGGUCUGGUGGAUGUUUACUCUGAUCAUCAUCUCCUCCUACACGGCCAACCUGGCAGCCUUCCUGACCGUCCAGAGGAUGGAGGUGCCCAUCGAGUCUCCUGACGACCUGGCCGACCAGACCAACAUCGAGUAUGGCACUAUCCAUGGGGGGAGCACCAUGACUUUCUUCAUGAACUCGCGCUACCAGACAUACCAGCGCAUGUGGAACUACAUGCACUCCAAGCAGCCCAGUGUGUUUGUGAAGAGCACAGAGGAGGGCAUUGCCCGCGUGGUCAACUCUAAAUAUGCCUUCCUCCUGGAGAGCACCAUGAAUGAGUACUACCGCAAACUCAACUGUAACCUCACCCAGAUAGGUGGUCUGCUGGACACCAAGGGCUACGGCAUCGGCAUGCCACUGGGAUCUCCAUUCAGAGAGGAGAUCACAAUGGCCAUCCUGCACCUGCAGGAGAACAACAGGCUGGAGAUCCUGAAGAGGAGGUGGUGGGAGGGAGGACAGUGCCCUAAAGAGGAGGACCACAGAGCCAAGGGUCUGGGCAUGGAGAACAUUGGGGGUAUCUUCGUGGUGUUGAUCUGUGGCCUCAUCAUUGCUGUGUUCGUGGCCAUCAUGGAGUUUGUGUGGUCGACGCGCUGCUCUUCAGAGACAGACGAGGUGUCUGUCUGUCAGGAGAUGCUCACCGAGUUCCGAAACGCUGUCUCCUGUAAGAAGAGUUCCCGUUCCCGUCGUCGCCGCCCCCUGGGCAACUCUGCGGCCCUCCGCCACCCCACCCGCAUCGCCCUGGGGGCCCAGCGGCCACUCCGCCUCGUACGGGAGAUGCGCCUCAGCAACGGCAAGCUCUACAGCGGCUCGGGACCCCUGACUGGUGGAGCAGGGGGGCCAGGAGGGGGUGUAGGGGCUGGUGUAGGUCCCUCAGACAUGGGCCCCGGGCCUCAGCGACUCCUGGAGGACCCUCUGGGGGCCAACACCACCCCUCCUCACCCGCCCCAGCCGCAGGCCGCCAUGGCGCUCCCUCGCAGCUGCACGCACGUCAGGAUCUGCCACGAGUGCAGGAGGAUCCAGAGCCUGAGGUCAGGGAUGGGGUCCACGAGGAUCCCACCCUCAUCUGCACCCUUGCCCCGCCUGCCCCCUCCUCCUCCCCCCUCCUCCUCCAACACAGACAGCGAGGGGGGAGGUGGGUCCAGCCCCCGGCGGCUCCCCCACAGCACCCCUGCACCCUGCCUACCUAUACCACCCCCACAGAGCAGCAUCGACACAGACCUUCUGGGAAAGCAGGACUAAGACUGACGAUCUAGGAGGGGCUGGAGGGUAUAUCGGGGAAAGUUAACGGUGACUUAACUGAUGUUUUGAGCUGCUCAGUGACACUAUUCUCUGACCCUCUGUACAUUGGCCUCCAGGAGGGAACUACAGGGAGAGGAAGGAGAAAGAGAGAGAGAGAAUUAGAGGGCUCAAAGACGUUGUGAGACGUGUGAUGAAGCAAUGGAAAGGAUAUAUUUGCACAGAUACCAAAAGACACCCAUACAGAAGGAGAGACUUCCUUUGCUCUCCAGCGCGCUGCCCAGCUGUUUCUGAUGUUAGCCCAGUCUGUUCACAGAACCAUGCUCCACUAUGUUCUGGCUUUGUGAUUUACCUGAAGAUGGCUGCUCGGUUCUUAUCUUGACUUACCAGUGGACCAAUCAGGACUGAGCUACACUGGAUAAAGCAGCCAGGUAACGCACAUCAUUUGAUGCCAGACGUACUGGUUUCUCUGUUGGUCUCUCUCUGUUCUCCCCGCUCUCUAUCUCCAUCUCUCUCUCUCUUUCCCUUUCCAUGGUACCACAGACUCUCAUCUAGAGCGUCCAGCUCUUCCUCUCUGGACGGUGACCACUGGAGGAGGAGUCCACAUCGAUCCUGGAGGACCUUUAAUCCAUGUAACAUACAACAACAGAAGACUUUAAAACUGACUCAGAGAAUGAUAUGAUUUUCCAGAUGUUUUUGUUGUUGUCUUUGUCGUUUGGUUACCAUUGUUCUAAGUGGAAGUUACAGAAAAAUAAAGACUAUAUAUGUGACUAAUGUGGUGGAUCACGACACACUAUGAAGAAAGGACUCCCCUGAGGUUUACUGUGUGGAGGAGGUGUUUUGUCCCUCUGUGGACCCCGUAGCUGCUUUUGAAACGACAUUGAAGAAAGCAGAUUUGGCUGGAAAUGAGUUGCAACAAAGUCAGAUAUGCAUAAUAUAAUUGCUGUGUGUGUGUGUGUGUGUGUGUGUGUGUGUGUGUGUGUGUGUAUGUGUGUGUGUGUGUGUGUGUGUGUGUGUGUGUGUGUGUGUGUGUGUGUGUGCGUGCGUGUGUGCAUGUGUGCGCACACAGAGGUCUGUCCUUACAGUAAGUGAGAGAAACAAAUGAUCAUACCAUUUUAGUGUAAGUAUAUGAUAAUCAGAGGCUUUGCGAUGUGAAAUGACUUGUUAUCCUGGAGAAUACUUGCCAAGCCUUUUCUCCUCUUUACCUCUGUUCAUAGCACAGAGAGAGAGGAAGAGGAGAGAGGAAGAGGAGAGAGAUAAAAAGGAGAGAGCAAUGGAGAGAGGAAGAAGAGAGAGAUGAAGAGGAGUGGGAGAAAGAGAACAAAUAGGAACGCAACAGUGAGGAACAGAGUGCUAAAGGAGGACUAUAUCAGAAUGACAAUUCCCUAAUUGAUCUUCUUCCAUCAUGAGAUCUCUCCUGAUCUGGUAAUUCUGGGCAGCAUCUUGCUGGGGGCUUGGCUCUGCUGCCGGGAGGCUGGGACUAAAGCUUCCCUGCUCUACAUCACGUAGAACUGGCUGUUUGCAGCACAGACGCCUGCCAGAGCUACACACAGAGCUCCACACCACCCUGAGCCCUCUCAUUACAGCCUGUGGAGCUUUAGAUCUGGUAAUUAUUCUCCUUUAAUAACUAAUAGCCACACAAUGACUACGGAGGAGACUGAGGUCAUGGUUUAAUGUUAUAAAAGUAUGACUGGGAAUAAUGUUAGGGUUCAAGCCUCUCUGAGGAUUUCUGCUGCCUCUCUCACAUAUACACCACAGAUCAUCUCACACACACACACACACACACACACACACACACACACACACACACACACACACACACACACACACACACACACACACACACACACACACACACACACACACACACACUUAUCUCUGUGUUCUUCUAUUGAACCCACAGUGCAGCAGUGAGCCAGACACACACAGCUGCAUAGGUCACCACAUUGUCUGUGAUCUCCCUCUAGUCUCAACUCAAUGCUGUGAAACCACUGGAUGGCUUUGUUCCAAUACACUUCAUUGGCCACCUUUCCUCAUCUCCUUUCCUACACAACAAUUGAUCUUACAGGGAUAGACAGGUGAAAGGACUGGGCAUCUCUAACCGGUCCUUUCACCUAUCAGUGGUGAAGAAGGAAAGGAGAUAAGUAAAUGAAGACCUUUGAGUAUUGGAACGCACAACAAUGCCAGUGGGAGGGAAGGAGGGGUAGCCAAAGUGAAUCAGAGGGCUGUCUGUGAGGGGAGAGAGUUUACUCAACAACAAAAAACAUUGUUUUUGUUUACUUUUCUGUUCUCUCUGUUAUUUUUUCAUAUUUCUAUACUAGUGCUAAAUGGAUUAUUAAAAGAAUGAAGUUGAAUAUUAUGGAUACAUUUGUA